AUGAGCAAUACAACGAUUAAUGGUACUGGUAUUCUUUCUGAAAAUAAUGAAGCUAAUAUGAUUAGUUUCUUUAACUAUCUAAACAUGACUAUAUCUCAAUAUGCUCUCGGUAUUAUUUGGUUGGUUGGUAAUAUUGGAUCAGUUUUGACCUGUAUUGUUUUUUCUCAAUCUGUAUUUCGUAAGAGUGCGUGUGGUAUAUAUUUCAUUGCUUCAAGUUUUUCACAAUUAUUGGCUUUUAAUUUUGCCUUACUCUAUCGAAUGCUUCAAUAUGGUUAUAAUAUUAAUAUUAUUAAUGUUGAACUCUGGUUUUGUAAAGCACGUUUUUAUCUAUUCUAUGUUCUUAUUGCUAAUUCUCGUUAUAAUAUUAUUAUUGCAUCAAUUGAUCGUUAUUUUGCUAGUUCACGAAAUGCUCUUCGUCGUCAAUGGAGUUCAACAAAGAUUGCACUACGUGUUAUUAUUUGUAAUGCAAUAUUUUGGUGUCUUAUGUAUAUUCAAGUAAUUGUUGUUUAUGUGAUCAGCAAUAAUACGUGUCAACCUCAAUCAGGAGUAUAUGGAAUAUUUUUUAGUAUCUACAUUUCAAUUGACAGUGGAGUUCUUCCUAUAUUUUUAAUGCUUAUUUUUGGUCUAUUAACUGCCAAGAAUGUUCGUCAAACUGGUAGACGUAUUUCACCAGCUACACAAAAUUCCAAUGAUCGAUCUGUUCGAUCUAAUAGAAUUUCUAAGAAAGAUAGUCAACUGCAUAGGAUGUUAGUAAAUCAAAUUAUUCUUUUUAUAUUUCUCAAUAUACCAAAUCCAUGUUAUCUUGUUUAUCGUUCAUUUACUAUAAAUACUUCGAGAUCACCACUUCGUUCUACAAUUGAAUCAUUUAUUAGUAAUAUGACGUAUGUUCCUCUUUAUCUUGGCUUUGCAUUGACAUUUAUUAACUUUGUGGUAUCAUCAAAAAUAUUUCGACGAGAAUUUCUCAGUCUCAUUCAAACAAAAAUACUUCGUCGACCGUUGCAAUUCUUAGAAAAGGAAAGAUGA
Molecule: messenger RNA, 1023 nt
Organism: Adineta steineri
Lineage: Eukaryota; Metazoa; Rotifera; Eurotatoria; Adinetida; Adinetidae
Source: the annotation of a GenBank genome assembly